AUGAAGAUCGACUUGUCGAAGGCAUUCCAUGCCAUCCCCAUCGCGGAAGACCAGAUGAACUACUACUCGUUUCUCGGAACGGACGGCACGGCGUACAGGUAUGUGCGCAUGCCGAUGGGUGCAAUGUGUGCCCCAAAACACUUCGCAGUCGUAAUGAUGAAAGUGUUGGGACAGCUACAUGAUAUUGAUAAGACGCACGUAAGAUCUUAUCAAGAUGACAUAAUAGUAGCCGGUGAAGAUAGAAAAGAAUGCUCCGACCGGUAUAGUAGAGUGAUACGUCACCUACGAGACUUUGGCUUUAAGAUUAAUAAAGAAAAGUCAUCUACGAAUACUACAUUAGUGAUACUUGGAUACGAGUUCACUAAAACGUCUAUUGGAAUUCCCAAAGACAAAGCUGAACAGAUCAGAAAGCUACUACACUCAGAAUGUGUGGAUAGCGUAACGCGAGCGACGCACCAAUUGUCAUAUUAUAAAAUGAUCCACAGGGCGGGCGUUCGAAACUCGUUGACGAAGAUUCGUCAAAUAUUACUUAAGACGAAACACGUGACGAACGUGGUCAGAGAUCUAAUUGAUGCAGUCGACUCCCCAUGGGAAAUCGAACGUAUAAGACCCUCGAAGGGCAACACGAUUACGAUUUAUGUCGACGCAUCGGAUACGCAAGCUGGGAUGGUGGUCACGUAUAAUGACCAACGAGUCAUGGCAGAGUCGAUACCUUUAACAAAGACUUCGACAAACUUAGCCUCGUACAAAGAAAUACAGGGAGCCUAUAAGCUCCUGGCUAAGUACAAGUCUGCGAUUGACUUUAUUGACAAGAUGGCGAGAAAAGUGAUCGUCACGGAUAACAUGAGGCUGUGGCAAGCUCUCGAAAGACGAGAGGAUCCAAGAAACGACUUGGAGGUCUACGCAGCCCGUAUCCGGGCCUUGUAUAAGGCAAGUUAUCAGCACAUCCCAGGAGGCCAGAAUCCGGCCGAUUUUUAUUCUAGGAGACACCGUCUCCCCUCUUAA
This is a messenger RNA of Gregarina niphandrodes, 1005 nucleotides long. Its product is annotated as putative reverse transcriptase. The transcript has a single exon. NCBI's taxonomy places the organism in Eukaryota, Apicomplexa, Conoidasida, Eugregarinorida, Gregarinidae. The record is from RefSeq and is a predicted model, not a curated record. The coding region runs from base 1 to 1005 and encodes 334 amino acids.